CGCUGCUGGAGGGGCCGGGGCUGCGGCCGCUCCCCCGUGCACGGCUGUCUUGCGGUUGGAGCCGCCCGGGCGGAUGGAGGCAGCUCGGCCCGCCUGAGCUCGGGGACCAGCCGCAGCUCGGGACCCCGACACCUGCACCAGUUGCAGUUGCACCAGUUGCACCAGCUGCACCAGUUGCACCAGCACCAGUUGCACCAGCAGCAGCCGGCCGCCGGGACCACCCCCCAGCAUGGUUGACUAUAUUGUGGAGUAUGACUAUGAUGCUGUGCAUGAUGAUGAACUAACGAUUCGAGUUGGGGAAAUCCUCAGAAAUGUGAAAAAACUAGAAGAGGAAGGAUGGCUAGAAGGAGAACUAAAUGGGAAAAGAGGCAUGUUUCCUGAUAAUUUUGUUAAGGAAAUUAAAAGAGAAGCCGAGUCCAAGGAUGAAAAUGUCCCUCUCAGGAGAGAAAGACAGGGGAAUGUGGCAAGUCUUGUUCAGCGUAUGAGCACCUAUGGGCUUCCAGCAGGAGGAUUUCAACCACACCCUCAAACCAAGGGCUUCAAAAAGAAGUCAAAGAAGCGGCAGUGUAAAGUUCUUUACCAGUACCUUCCGCAGAAUGAGGAUGAAUUGGAACUCAAAGUGGGAGAUAUUAUUGAAAUAAAUGAAGAGGUAGAAGAAGGCUGGUGGAAUGGGACCCUGAACAGCAAGACUGGUCUCUUUCCUUCCAAUUUUGUUAAAGAAUUAGAAGUAAUAGAUGAUGGAGAAACCCCAGAAACUCAGGAGGAUCCAGAAAGCGUGUUUAUUGGCCCAGCCUCACCUUUAGCCUCUUCAGGGAACGGGAGUGAUCUUCCGGCAGCACCAAUCACACAGCCAAAGAAAAUUCGAGGAGUUGGGUUUGGCGACAUUUUUAAAGAGGGUUCAGUGAAACUUAAGUCAAGGAUACCCAGUAAUGAAUCAGAAGAGAAGAAGCCAGAUAAGCCGCUACAUCCUCAUCCAUUGGCAACCAAAUCAACACAGUCGCAAGUUGCAGAAAUAGCAAAAGCCGAAACUGACAGUAAACCCAAAGCUAAGGAAUAUUGCAGAACAUUAUUUCCCUAUGAAAGUACAAAUGAAGAUGAACUUAGUUUUAAAGAGGGCGAAAUCAUCCACCUAAUUAGCAAGGACACUGGAGAACUAGGAUGGUGGAAAGGAGAACUUAACGGUAAAGAAGGAGUGUUCCCAGACAACUUCGCUGCUCAGAUAAAUGAACAGGAUAAGGACUUUCCAAAACCAAAGAAGCCACCACCUCCUGCCAAGAGCUCAGCUCCAAAACCUGAACCACCAAUUGCAGAGAAAAAAUAUCUUCCUUCCAGGCCAGAAGAAAAAGACCGAAAAGACCAUCUGUGGGAGCAGAAGCCUUUGAAACCAGCUGCUCCUCAGGUACCACCCAAGAAACCCAUUCCUCUCAACAAAGCCAAUAAUUUGAGAUCUGUGGGGAUAAUGCCCCAAGGUGGCCCAGAAAAACCAGUUCCACCUCCCCCGUUUUCCAAGGUGAACGGAGAAGUUUCCGCCAUUCGGCCAAAGUCUGAAUUUGAGCCAUUAUUGAAACCAAAGUUAGAGUCUGAACAGUUACCACUUAGACCAAAAUCAGUAGAGCUAGAUUCACUUGCAAUAAGGCACUCUAAAGAAAUAGAUGCUGUAAAUUUUGAUGAAAUAGGCUCCUCAGAAAACUUAGUCCAUCUUACUGCAGAUAGACCGAAGAUGCCUCGGAGAAGAUUGCCCAUUCGCUUCAACGGCAGUAAUUCUCCAACUCAAAGUCCAGAAAAAAAUGUGAAACUGCAGAAGGAGGAGGUAGAAAGUGCCAAACCAAAGCCACUGGAAGGCAAAAAGCAUUCAGAUUCUGCAACCGCUUCUCCUCCCAGCCGUCUCACAUCAGGUACCGUUGGUCACACAAAGACACAGGAGAGUGUGGAUGGCUCAGCACAACUCAUCCCCACUACUGGAAAAACAAACCAAGCCCAUGGCCUACAAACGCCAGCUGUGGUUUCCUCAUCACCUUCAUCUCCAUCUCCAAGACCAAAUUCGGCUGUUUUCCUUAGUCCUGUAGAAGUGAAACCUAAAGAAGAAACAGAUGAUGGAAAGAAAUAUUCUGUGGAAGAUCUAAGAAUUCAGAUUCUUGAGUUGCGGACUAUGGUAGAGGGCCUGAGAAAGAGUCACGAGAAAGAACUGGAAAAGCUAAGAAAAGAUUUGGAAAAUGAAAAAGAUUUGCGGAUCUCCCUUCAGGUGGAAAUUGACCUUCUGAAAAAGAGAGUCCUGACUACAUGAGGUGUCUUAGACUCAAUGUCUUAAACUUGCCAGAAAUUUCAAGAAAACAAUAUGAUCAUGAAACUGACUUACUAUGGAAUGAUAAAUGCUGGUGUGCUUUGAUGAAAAAGAAAACAAGUAUGGGAUAAUACAUUUCAGAAGAGGGAUAAAGAAAUUAGAUGAUUUUUUUUUUUUUUUGCCAAUAUAAAAGAGGCCUUAUUUCUUACUGUGCUGGAAUUGCAAACCAUCAUUUUCUGGUUUGCUUGAAAAUACUACUGAAUCUGUAUAAAAAGGAGAGGAAAUUCAUAAUAGAUUUUUAAUGAAUACUUAGUGUAAUUUUUAAAGAAAUCUAUAAGAUAAAUAGGUUGAUGUAGCUUUACAAAUCACAUGUAAAAUGGACUAUUUGAGCGGGAUGAAUUAGCCAAAUAACCAUCUAUAGUCACUACAUUUCCCACAGUUCAAAAGGGAAUAUAUUAUAUUUAUAUAUAUAUAUAUAUAUUUUUCUUUUUAGCUUUAUUAUCCCAGAUUAUUUGUUUUUUCCUGUAUGUCGGCAGUGCAAGUAUUAAUAUGCUGUUCAUAGUCUGGGUGACAAAAUAGGAAUUUUUUAGCAUUAUACAAUCUGAAUCACUUGUACAUAGCAGUGAUAAGUCAUGGUGGAGAAUCAAAAUAAUUUCUAUCCCCAAAAACAUUUCACAUCACUUGAACUAUAGGAUUCAUAAAAGGAUGAAUUAUUAAAAUUUUGGACCAUUAAAAAGUAAGGCUUUGUUGAAUCUACAGAAGCUAUGAUAACUAGAAAUAAGGCCAGAAAGCUCUUCUUAACCCAGUAGGCCCAGAAACUGCAAGACAUUUUAAUAAAUAAAAUCAGUCUUAUUUCAAUAUUUCUGACUUUUUUUGUAGAUUUAGAUACUAUCCACCCCACAGUCUUCUGUUUUACUUAUCCCUUCCACUUUUUUUUUUUUUACACCAAGGUGGAAUUUUUUAAAUCUCUGAGACUUUCAGAGUCAUCACCUUAUUCUAUGCACACUGAAACCAUUUUUGAAGUCUGGCCCCUUGACCCAAAAUACUUAAGGCUCUCAAAGUUACUUGAGACUGUCAUGUAGAUAGUACUUUGUUCAGAGUGUGAGAUCAUAAUUUCUCAUUGGUUUAAAUCCAAAUGUAGUUUGUUCCCAAGUGCACUUUUCACAUAAUGGUCAAUAUUUUUCUUAAAUUAUGAAAUGCUGUCAGUCUUAAGUUCAGACCUUAGGAUCUGUUUGUAGUGUGGACCUAUGUAUUGGCCAUUACCUACAUUUCUCUUUGCUGUUACCAGUGUUUCACAAGCAGAAGCAGUCAAGAUUAAGGCAAUAUUGGAGACGAGUGACAUAACAAAUGUCCAGUUUAAGAACAUCAGUGGAUAUGUUUCUCAGGCAUCGGCUAUCAUUGAGCUUUUCCAUUUUUGGUUUUUCACUGUCUUCCCUAAGCCUUAAACUGUACUGCACGCUGUUCCACUUGUUGGCAAAGAAUUUUCUUCAGUGUCCUGUUCCAGUCUUCAGAAACCUUUACAGGUGUUUGAAGUAGAGGAGUUUGAAUGGAAAUCAGGAAAUAAGGAAGCACUAUUAAAAUCAGUGCUUUAGGGAAAGCCUGGAGAGGACAUUAGGUUAAGUACAUUUUGCCUCUUUUAAAAGAAGUCUUGGGCUGUAAUUUCUGCUGGAGGUAUUUAGGGAUCUCAUUUCCUAGUGCUUCUCAGCUUUUGAGGGGAAAUGAGCAAUUAUCUAAAAAUCACAUGGACUUUAAAAGAAGGACAUGCUUAAGUGAAGGAAAUUCACUCCCAGAUUCAGCUAACACAGAAGUGCAUUUAUCUACAUGCACACUGGAAAUUAUCUUUCAGUUUCCUCACCGAAGGGGUAAUAAAUGUAUUCCCUGCAUUCCUUAGGAGAAACUGAGAAAGGGCAGACUGGUCUCCAGGUGAGUUGAUGUUGCUAUUUUCUUGUCAAAUUUGCCUAACACAAGAUGCACUUGCAUUUUGAAAAUAAAUGUCCCAGGCAGCUCAAAUCUCUAAGGUGGGCAUUGCAGAAAAGAAAAAUCAGAGGAAUUUUUCAGUAGGACAUAAAGGAAAAGGGAAAAAUUCACCUCAUGCUUACCUUAAAUUGGGCAGGCUCCCAGCCUAACAUAAGUCAAAAAUUUCAGGGCAAAAUUCAGUGUUACCUUCAUUUUGCCCUGUUUAACAAGUUGUGGUUUUAAUAUUUACAGAAUGUUCAUACACUUGUCCAUUCAUGAGCCCUCAUACUAUACUGUGUAUAGUAAUGGGAAUUUGUUCCUUCAGAAAAAACCCUCAUGAAAUACAUGUUUAAGAACUCAUGGUGACAUAUCAGAUAAAACAAUAGCUAUAGUUAAUUAUUGAAAUGUUUCAUGAUUGAUAAUAUAAUGCAGAUUUGUUUUAUUUUUUGGAAACAUCACUGAUAAGCUAAUUGUCUCAAUAUUUUAAAUGUAUCAAAAGUUAAAACUGGGCCCAGAUUUUUAUUUUUUACAAUUAUUUUUGCCACCAUAGAACAUCUGACACUAAUAGUUUUAUUCUGAGCACUGUUCCCUUGUAAAGUUUUCAAGAUUUGCACUGUGAUGCAAAUAGAGGAAUAGGACUGACAAGUAGAGAAUUCUCUAUUUUGUACGUUUCUCACUGUGAUCCCGACUUAAGUGCUGUAUAGAAUUUUCUAUAAGGAUUUGGUCUGCUUUUAUGUUUAUAAUGGAUUACCAGAACAAGACAAUCAGUCAAAUCAGAAAGGAAAGUUGGUAUAAUUAUUUAAUGGCCUUGUUUUGCUGUAGCAAUAAAAUGACCAAGUGCAAUGGAUUGAUUUAAUAAAAUCAUCUUUAAAAUUUGCUGCUAUGGGUAUUUUUAGCCAUAAAAUAUUGGCCUUAAUAAAUUCAUGUUGGUCUUGUCUUUGAUUACUAUUGCAUAAUUCACUCGAUGUUUUAUCAACAUUCCAAAAAGCGCAAGAGUUUCCCGGUUGGUUUGUUAACAGGUGCUGUAAGAAUCUGUGGCCCGAAAAAUCAAAUAAAGAGAAAUAAUAUUGCCGGUG
Ornithorhynchus anatinus (platypus) is the source of this 5313-nucleotide messenger RNA. It is a transcript of the gene CD2AP, whose product is annotated as CD2 associated protein. The record is from RefSeq and is a predicted model, not a curated record. NCBI's taxonomy places the organism in Eukaryota, Metazoa, Chordata, Mammalia, Monotremata, Ornithorhynchidae. Gene Ontology annotation, molecular function: protein binding.